AUAUAUAUAUAUAUAUCUACUAAUAAUAACAAUCAUGAUUAAUUCCAAAGGUUGUGAAUCUCACUUAUCUUAAAAGUUGGGUCUUUUCUAAUUGUUGUCAAAAAGUUAUGUUUUUUCUAAAAAUUGAAUGUUGAAAGGUUGUGUAUUUUUUAAAAGUUGUCUAAAUAGUUGUGUCUUUUCUUAAAGUUGUCAAAAAGGUUGUAUAUUUUCUAAAAAUUGAAUGUUGAAAGAUUAUAUCUUUUCUAAAAAUUGUCUAAUAGUUAUGUCUUUUCAUCCUAUAAAUAUUUUAUAAACAUCUUCAUUAAUGUGAAAGGUUAUGUCUUUCCAAUAAUAAAAAUGUUAUUAAUCCUCAAAAUUUCUCAAAUUUUGGAAUGAUAUAUCUUCCUACAAUUAUUUGAAUUUUCACAUGCAAUAAUUAUAAAAGGUUGUGAAAUAAUAAUAAAAAUCCUAACAAUUUUAUCUUUUCACUAUAAAAAGUUGUGAAAAAUGUCACCAAGAUUGCAUCAUUCUCGGAAUUCAAUUUGGGCAUAAAAUUGAAGAAUCCAGUCGUCAGGAAUUAAGAGAUAUUCUCGGAAUUCAGAACCUUGGAGGAAUGGGAUCUUAUUUGGGAUUGCCGGAAAGUUUUGGAGGAUCUAAGGUACAAGUGUUUGGUUUCGUACAAGAUAGAUUAAACAACAGAGUUAAUGGAUGGACUUUUAGAUUCUUUACUAAAGGAGGAAAAGAUGUCAUUAUUAAAUCGGUAGUUACGGCUUUACCAAACCAUGUGAUGUAUGUUUAUCGAUUGCCAAAAGCUACAGUGAAGAAGCUAACGAGUGCAGUAGCUCGGUUUUGGUGGAGUCCAGGAGGAAGUACAAAAGACAUGCAUUGGAAAUCAUGGGAUAAAUUAUGUGUUCCUAAAGAUAAUGGCGGAUUAGGGUUUAAAGAUCUUACAGACUUUAAUACGGCGAUGCUUGGCAAGUAAUUGUGGCGGCUGAUCGAGAAGCCGAAUACUCUUUUUUCUCUAGUUUUCAAAGGACGGUACUACAGGAAUGCUUCACCCCUGGAACCGAUCCGAUCAUACUCCUCAUCAUAUGGCUGGAGGAGUAUUACCUCUGCUACAUCUCUGGUUUGUAAAGGACUAAUUAAAAGGGUGGGAACAUGGUCAUCUAUUUCUGUAUGGAAUGACCCUUGGAUCCCAUCCACUCGCCCGAGACCAGCAAACAAAAACCUUCAUCACAGUUACCCGGAUCUCACAGUGGAUUCUCUCAUUAAUUCGGAAUGCCGAACAUGGAAUUUAUCGGUAAUUAGGACUUUGGUGGACCCUGAGGAUGUCAAAAUUAUUGAAAGUAUUCCUUUAAGUAGGAAUCAGAUGGAAGAUAGGAAUGGAUGGCAUUUCACUAACAACGGAAAAUAUACUGUACAAUCUGGGUAUCAAGUGGAACGAGUCUAUCCAGAAAAGGAAAAACCACCAGAAUUUUAUGGACCAACAGUGGAUAUAGUUAAAGCCUACUGUUGGAAAGUAAGAUGUCCUCCAAAGAUAGAACAUUUCUUAUGGCAGUUACUUUCAGGUUGUAUAGCGGUCAUGAAAAAUUUAAAAGCAAGAGGAAUACAAGGAGACACAUGUUUUGUACGGUGUGGGGACAAUGAGGAAUCAAUUAACCAUGUGUUCUUUGAAUGUCAUCCAGCACGACAAGUUUGGGCUUAUGGCAACGGCCGGCUCUGGGUGUAUGGAACAAAGUUUUGGUUAUGAAUAAGAUACGCAAAAAGUCCCUUUGUUCUUCUUUUUCCCUGUUUCUUCAGAUCAGAUAACAAAAAAAAACACAGUAACCAUUUGAAAACUCAUUUUUAAUGAAAUUGCAAGAAAAUCUGUUAGAUAAUGCUUAGUUUACAUAUUUUAAAAGUAUAAUAAUAGAAAAGAUGAAUCUUUUUAUUAAUACUUUCUGUUUUUUUUUUAAUUUUCGAUAAGUUUAAAAAAGUUGUUACAAUAAUUAAAGUUGCCAAGCCAAAAUUCAAUCUCUGGCAUAUGUAGAAAAAUAUGAAUCAAUAUAAUUAUUUGGUUAACCUAUAUUUGGUCAAAAAUACAUAUAAAAUAAAAUGAGGAGGGAAGAAAAGAAAGCAAAAAAAAAAAAGAAGAAGAUGAGAGAUUGCAUGUGGAGACUCAAUGCAUGUGUGAUCAACCAACCCCGGUUGAUUAAAAGUAAGCAAUUUAAUAUUAUAUAAAUAUACAUAAUACUUUCGCCAAUUUGUUGUUAUAAAAAUUUGAUAAUUUUUUUUUGUUUUGGUUAUAAAUUAUAUUUUCUUAAAUAAAAAGGGUCUGCUAUUAUAUAUAGAAAUAAUAAAAAUAUUUCAAAAUAUAUAUAUAUAUAACAAAAACUUAAAAAUGUUUAAGAUGUACCUUUUCUUUAUAAAAUAAGAUAGAUUUAAAAAAGCUUUCAAAUGAUGCAUGUAUCUAUAUUAUGUGUCUUUUCGAUAUGCAAUUAUUGAAAAAAAUAUGAAAAUAUGUGUAGAUGUGCAUUUUAUCGUGAGAAUGUGUCUUUGUAUCCAAAAUAUAUGUUUUCGAUGUUAAAUGUACUAUCUAAAAAUUAUUAUUUCAAAUAUGAAAGUAAUGGCUAUUCAUAUAGAUUUUCGAGAGAAUAUAAUAGUACAUUUCUAAAAGUAAUUCAUUGUAAUUUUUAAUUCUUUUAUAAUUUCAUAUAUUUAUAAACUAUUACAAUAUUUUGGUGAUGAACUAUUUUAUCUUUGAUAAAUCAUUGCAUCUGUUGUAUUUAUAUAUUUUGGUGAUGAACUAUAGUAAAUUUUAGUGUCAACAAUUAUAACUCUUAGUUAAUCAUUGUAAUGCUUGUUUGUUAACCAUUGUAAUUUUUAACUCUCUGCAUAAGAGGUUAUGAGAAUUGGAAAUCAUAAUUAAAAAAACUAAAAUUAUAUAUAUAUAUAUAUAUAUAUAUAUAUAUAUAUAUUUCUCAAUAUCAUCUCUAAAAUGCAUUAGUUUUAAGAAUGGUGUCUUUUUAGUUAGUUUAAAAAAUAGUAGUUAAAAUAUUCCAAAAUUGUCUUUCUAAAAACUAAGGAAUUGUGUCUUUUCAUUAGGUUAUGUUAUUUCAUCCUAAAAGUUGCAUUAAUAAGUUGUCAAAUUAUAUGUGCUUUUCAAGCAUCAUCUCUAAAAUUUAUUAGUUCUAAGAGUUGUGUUUUUUAAUUAACUUUAAAAAGUAGUUAAAAUAUCCUUAAAACUCAUUCUAAAAAUUAAAGAGCUGUGUCUUUUCAUUACGCAACAAGGUGACUUUUGUAAUAAUGUGUCUAUUCAAAUAUAUUGUAAGUUUACUAUUUAAGAUAAUAACUAUAUCUAAUUUAAAAAUUAUGACUAUUCGUAUAGUUCUUUGAAAAUAUAUAAAUAGGUCAUGUACAUAUUUUUUAUUGUAAAUCUUUCAAAAAUUUAUUAAAAUAUUGAAUAGAAAAAGUUGUAUGCAGGUACCUAACUGCAAAUUCUUAGAAUAUUUUCAAAUGAAAUAUUGUAACCGUUGGAUGUUAAGAAGGGUCAUUCGGAUUUGGAUAGCAAAAUAUAAUAUAAAAAUGAAAUAAUGAAAUUCUUAGUUUUAAUUUUCUUAUAUUAGAAAAAAAUUCUUCGAUUAGUCGUUAUAAGCUACCUUUUUUAAUUUAGUAAAACAAUUAGAUUGGAAUGUGCUUACUAUUAAUUAGUGUUAGUUUUUUCGAGAUUCCUAAAUCAUUUAGAUAAACAGAUAAUAAGACAUAUAUCUUAUAUAGUAUUAACAUAUUUGUAAUUUUAAUACAGUCAACCUAUAAACAAAAUAUAGUUUUUAAUAUUUCUCCAAAAGCAAUUAUAUAAUUUGGAAUUUGUUUUAAAAAAAUGAAUUCCCGUGCGGUAUCGCACGGGUUCCUUACCUAGUAUAGUUUAAAAGAGAUUGAAGAUUUUCCUUUUUUCAGAAAAUCUAGGUAGUACCCUGUUGCACAAUUCUUGUUGAUUUACAUUAUAUUUCUAGCAGAAUGAAGGAUCUUAUUCUAGUUGGAGGAUUUGGAACUCGAUUGAGACAGCUUACGUUCAGCAUGCCAAAACCCCUUGUUGAUUUUGGUAACAAGCCCAUGAUUUUGCAUCAGAUUGAAGCAGUAAAAGCUGCUGGUGUUACUGAAGUUGUAUUAGCUAUCAACCACCAACAACCAGAGGUCAUGUUGAAUUUUGUGAAAGAAUAUGAGAAGAAGCUUGAUAUGAAGAUCACCUUUUCUCAAGAAACCGAACCCCUCGGGACAGCAGGGCCUCUCGCUUUGGCUCGGGACAAGCUCAUCGACGAAUCAGGCAAACCCUUUUUCGUGCUCAACAGCGAUGUCAUCUGCGAAUAUCCACUCCUCGAGAUGAUCCAAUUCCACAAGAACCACGGCGCUGAAGCUUCCAUCAUGGUGACCAAAGUAGAUGAUCCUUCAAAGUACGGUGUGGUGGUUAUGGAGGAAGCUUCCGAAGCGAGAGUCGAAAGGUUCGUCCAGAAACCAAAACAUUUUGUCGGGGACAAGAUCAACGCUGGGAUAUACCUCUUGAACCCGUCUGUGCUCGACAGGAUCGAGCUCAGACGGACGCCGAUAGAGAAAGAGAUAUUCCCCAAGAUCGCUUCGGAGAAGAAGCUUUACGCCAUGGUGCUACCAGGUUUCUGGAUGGACAUUGGUCAGCCGAAAGAUUAUUUGACAGGGCAGAGAAUGUACCUCAACUAUCUGAGAAAGAAUGCGCCUGGGGAGCUUUUAGUGUCGUCGGGAGAUGACGUGAUCGGGAAUGUUAUGGCGGAUGAGACCGCUGUUAUAGGAGAACGAUGCUUGAUAGGACCUGACGUGGUGAUUGGUGCAGGAUGCGUGAUUGAACCUGGUGUGAGAUUGUUUGGUUGCACUGUGAUGAGAGGUGUGAGGAUCAAGGAGCAUGCUUGUGUGUCUGAUAGUAUCGUGGGGUGGGACUCGACCGUUGGAAGUUGAGCUCGUGUUGCUGACGUGACGGUUCUCGGCAAAGAUGUUCAGGUCGGGGAUGCAGAGGUUAUACAAAUGUCUGCGAAACCAGAGAUCAUACAGAAAGUGUGAUUCACUUUUUAUUUUCUUAGCUCUUGUAGUAUGAUUUUAUUUUAGGUUGAUCAACUUUCUCAUUCGGUUAACAUUCUUUUGAAUGCAUUCCCUUGGUCGAACAUCGAAUGACAAAAAUGAAUUUGAGUGCAACUUAUUUGUUAUUAUCCACUCUCUUCUCUAUAUCCAAUUGAGUAUGAGUAACAAGUAUUGUGAAAUUCAAUGCUUAGUCUCCCCUCAUGGCCUCACAGGUCUUUUUUUUUUUCUCUUACACAUAUUUUUCUUUCUUUCAAUAUUUUUGUUAAUCCGAAUCAUUUUAUAGAAUUCUAUAAAACUGACAAAAAAAUACAAAAAUUCUUCCUAACAAUAUAACGAUUGGGCGAUGAAAGAAUAAUAAAUCAACAUUCUGUUUUGGUAUAAAAUCUGUCAUACUUGAAUCCGAAUUUGGUAAGUUGCCAAACUACAAAAAAGCUACAACGCAUGUAUGUUUUCAAAAUGGAAUAGUUAGAUAUCAUUAUCUCAAAUUAAAAAAAAAUACAAGCCCUUUUUCAAAAAAAAAAAAUUAAAA
This is a messenger RNA of Brassica rapa (field mustard), 5590 nucleotides long. RefSeq names its product probable mannose-1-phosphate guanylyltransferase 3. The record is from RefSeq and is a predicted model, not a curated record. Gene Ontology annotation, molecular function: mannose-1-phosphate guanylyltransferase (GTP) activity; GTP binding. Gene Ontology annotation, biological process: GDP-mannose biosynthetic process. NCBI's taxonomy places the organism in Eukaryota, Viridiplantae, Streptophyta, Magnoliopsida, Brassicales, Brassicaceae.